UGAUCAGCUGUGUCCAAUCACAGCUGACCACAUGGCAGUGAUGAUCAGUGUAGCCCCAGCAGUGCCACCUGUCAGUGUCCACCAAUGCCAGCUGUCAGUGCCCAUCAGUGCCACCUGCCAGUGCCCAUCAGUGCCUCAUCAAUGCCACAUAUCAGGGCCUACUAGUGCACAUCAAUGCCACAUAUCAGUGCCCUUUCAGUAUCACCUAUCAGUGCCAGUCAGUGCCACCUAUCAGUGCUGCCAAUCAGUGCCGCCUAUCAGUGCCGCCUAUCAGUGUCAGUCAGUGCCGCCUAUUAGUGCCCGUCAGUACUGCCUAUCAGUGCCGCCUAACAGUGCCAAUCAGUGCCACCUAACAGUGCCAGUCAGUGCCGCCUUUCAGUGCCCAUAAAUGAUGCCUGUCAAUGCCCAUCAGUG
Messenger RNA from Staurois parvus, 414 nucleotides. The record is from the annotation of a GenBank genome assembly. NCBI's taxonomy places the organism in Eukaryota, Metazoa, Chordata, Amphibia, Anura, Ranidae.